Molecule: messenger RNA, 581 nt
Organism: Porites evermanni
Lineage: Eukaryota; Metazoa; Cnidaria; Anthozoa; Scleractinia; Poritidae
Source: the annotation of a GenBank genome assembly
AUGUUACAAGAGCUGGCCAAACUUGAUACAAAGACUAGGAAGUUCAUGACUAUGUACAAGACACACCACCCCAAAUCUGACGUGGACAGGCUGUACCUGCCCAGAACCGAAGAAGGUAAAUGUAGAGGGCUCAUACAACUGGAGCUUUCAUACAAGACGACCAUUAUUGGUCCUGAUAAAUACCUCCAGGAGUCGCAAGACACCCUCUUCCACUUUGUCAACCUGCAAUACCAGCUGCAGAGGAUGAGGUGAACACCACCUAUGCCUGCAGUACAAAGGCCAAGGCCAAACACCAGGGUCGCCAACUGCUCAGGUCCAAGUGGGAAUUAAAAGCGCUCCAAUGCAAAUACCCACAGCUGGUGAAACAGUCUGAAGUGGACCAAGACAAGACCCACAGAUGGCUUAAAGCAGCUGGCCUCAAGGUAGAAACCAAGGGCUUUAUCAUUGCAGCCCAAGAUCAAAGCCUCCCAACAUGCUCGUACCAACACAACAUCCUCAAGAAGCCUGACCUGGACCCAAAAUGCAGACUGUGGGGCUGUUUCGAUGAGAUCAUUGACCACCUGGUCUUUGGCUGCCCUGAA